AUGCUGCCAUUCUUUAAAUCUUCUCAGGAGCAUUCUGUCGAAAACGUAAUUAACAGAAUUAUCAGUCCUUUAAAAGGAGGUCUACUCACUGUCAAAUUAUUCGUUUGCAUCUUGCUGAUCAUCAUCUUGAUGACGUCAAGUUAUUUUUAUCUGGUCUAUACUGAUCUUCAUGAAGAGAAAACAAAAUUUUCGUCAAUUUUGGAGAACUUUAUGGCGGACAAGAUUCAUAUCGCUUUGCUGGUCGACGGAGGACCAGGUCUAUUUUACUUGGAUAGUCUUCUGAAAUCCAUCUUCUAUAAUCAAGAAAGAUUUAGAUGUGAUUUAAAAAAUUGUUGCAUAUCAAAUCUUUGUGAUAGAUUCACUGAUAAUUGUCCAAAAUAUGAAGAGAGAACAUCACAUGUUUAUCCAAUUACACUUCAUUUGUUGACCAAUAAUAGAUCAAGUGGUGAUUUAUCAUAUUUAAUGAAUAUGUGGAAGAUACGUGAUCUGGAGUAUCACUUUUAUGACUGUAGUAAACAUAUGGAUAAUCUUCAGUGGAUCGUAUCAAAACAUUCUUCAGGAGCGAAGCCGUUUUUGAAAUUAUUACUACCUGAUAUUCUUCCCUCAUCUGUUCACAAGGUUAUUGUACUUGAUAUUGACAUACUCUUUAAUGCCGACAUUGUUGAACUAUGGAAUCAUUUUGAAAAAUUUCAAGAAACCCAGAUGAUAGGUAUUGCGUUGGAGCAAAAUCCUCAUUUUGAAAACGUUAUGAAGGACUUGAUCAAAGAAUGGGAGGGUUAUGGAUACAAUGGUGGCAUUUUAUUAUUUGAUCUCUUCAAAUUACGAUCAAUCAUGUGGAAUGAAAUCUGGAUAAGUAUCACUACAUACUUAUUGGGAAUUCAAGGUUAUUUAAUCACUGGAGAACAGGACAUAAUGAACGCCAUUGUGUUUAAAUACAAAGAUCUUUUAUAUGAAAUUCCAUGUCAAUGGAAUGUUCAACUAAGUGAUGGAUCAGACAAAUUCAGGUGUCCUGUCGGUUGGUUGAGUCCAGUUGAAUUAAGAAAACGCAAUUAUUCCACGAUUGUUAAACAACCCAAAAUCGUACAUAUUAAUCAUCACUUAAAGCCAGAAGAUAAGAAAGAUAAGCGCUUUCUGUCAACUGAGAACAUUGAUCGGUCAGAUACAGUACUUGAAAAUAGUGAAUUGUAUGACAAGUUCAUAUCAGAAUACUUCAAAUUUCGUUUACUUGAUCGAGCUUGUUUCCAAUAG
Heterobilharzia americana is the source of this 1248-nucleotide messenger RNA. The record is from the annotation of a GenBank genome assembly. NCBI's taxonomy places the organism in Eukaryota, Metazoa, Platyhelminthes, Trematoda, Strigeidida, Schistosomatidae.